Messenger RNA from Aspergillus fischeri NRRL 181, 342 nucleotides. RefSeq names its product putative pre-mRNA branch site protein p14. The record is from RefSeq and is a predicted model, not a curated record. Lineage: Eukaryota; Fungi; Ascomycota; Eurotiomycetes; Eurotiales; Aspergillaceae. Bases 1 to 342 code for a protein of 113 amino acids. Gene Ontology annotation, molecular function: mRNA binding. The transcript is spliced from 5 exons. Gene Ontology annotation, cellular component: nucleus; ribonucleoprotein complex; cytoplasm.
AUGAGCCGGAAGCUCGCCCCCGAAGCCAAUCGGAUUCUCUUCGUCAAGAACCUCAACUACAACGUGACUGCUGAGCAGCUAUUUGACCUCUUCGGCAAAUUUGGACCCAUCCGUCAAAUACGCCAAGGAAUUGCGAACAACUCAAAGGGUACCGCUUUCGUCGUAUACGAAGACGUUCACGACGCCAAACAGGCAUGCGAUAAGCUCAAUGGAUUCAAUUUUCAGAACAGAUACCUCGUCGUGUUAUACCACCAGCCGGAGAAAAUGCUUAGGUCGAAAGAGGACCUGGCGGAAAGGCAAGAGAAUUUGGAGCGUCUCAAACAGCAGCAUGGGAUAGAAUAA